AUACUCAAUUAGCUCCUCAAUAACCCACUACAAAAAUGCCUAUGAAAUACAAACCAGCUGUCGAAGGAAAGGCCGUUAAGCCUCCUCAAAUUCCUUCUCCAGGCAACAAUUCGUUCUUGGGAGACAUCUUCACUUCUACCAACGAAAAAGACAAGCAAAUUAGUUGUGGUUUUUACAAGCAAGAAGCAGGUGAGCCUUUGGUUUACACCUACGACUAUGAGGAAAUGAAGGUGUUUUUGGAGGUCGAAGGUGAGUAUACCAUCACUGAUGAAACCGGAUACAAGGUGACUGUGUCUCCAGGAGACGUGUUUUACUUCACCAACGGAGCCACUAUCACUUUCGAGACUACUGGUUACGGUUUGGCUUUCUUUACUGGUUUAAGACCAGCUAUGUGAAUGCUGUUGUAUAGAAAAUAAACAUCUGAAAGUGAUGAUGAGUAGAAUGAGUGUGGGGAACUGACUGAACUCAAAAACAUACUAAUGUACAUACUGUGUUUAUCCUACGGUAUACAUCUAUGUGAU
This is a messenger RNA of Yamadazyma tenuis ATCC 10573, 521 nucleotides long. The record is from RefSeq and is a predicted model, not a curated record. NCBI's taxonomy places the organism in Eukaryota, Fungi, Ascomycota, Pichiomycetes, Serinales, Debaryomycetaceae.